CGAAGCAGAUCCAUAUAUCCGUUGCUGUCCUUGCCUCUGGUAAGGCUAUUGCGGCUCUGCAUGAAUGACUGAUAAGUAUCAGCAUGAAUCCGUUUCUUUCCGUCUGUCUUCUAAUCUUAGACGCAGACAAAUUUACCUAAAUUUCCAACUCAACAUUAAUUGUUUUUCGUAAGAAUUUUCUUCCACAUAAAUUUUGAACACUCAUAACCAGAAUUUGCAUUCUGUGUUAUUCAUCAAGUUUAUUCCGAGACUUCAGCGUUACCAAAUUGUUGUUUCAGCAGUAUGGACGCUCAGCCGCUUCUCGGGAACGAAGUUUCUAUUGGGGUGGAGGAAAAACCACUGAAGACUAAAGUCCACAAAGUUCUCUCUUCAGAAGAGUGGUUGGAGUUCAAACCAAUCAUGCAGAGAUUAUAUAUCGAUGAAAACGAGACUUUCAAAGUUGUCGCUGGCAUACUCAUGAGCGAAUUCGGAUUUUAUCCUAUGUAUGUACUGAUUUGCUUGUGGUGAUUAGUGGAAGCUGUGACAUGCUAACAAUCAAAUUACAGAAAGCGCCAAUUCACGAGAAAGUUGAGGAAUGGGGGUUGAAAAAGAAUUUUAGCAAGGCGGAAAGAGAGCUCCUUCUAGAAAAUGGAGAUUCCAAAGGCGCCUCGCAUUUCAGUAUUUUGGACAAACGUGUUUUAGACCCUCGAAGGAUCUAAAGGUUGAAGAGAAGAUAUGAGAAUGAAAGCCAACGGUCUCAAUGUUUGACCUCCUUCAGUAUAUCCCUUCAUCGAAAACUUAUGGAUCUUUGGAUUGCCUCAUUUAAAAUUUCCCCCGGAGGAAAUUGAUGCCGUCAUAGAAGAAGUUGCUGCAAGUCAUUCCAUGCCCCUGCGCUUGGAGAUUCCCGACGAGAAUACCGCCAUGGAUAUAGAACAUUGGCCAUUCGACUGGGA
Messenger RNA from Sclerotinia trifoliorum, 932 nucleotides. The record is from the annotation of a GenBank genome assembly. NCBI's taxonomy places the organism in Eukaryota, Fungi, Ascomycota, Leotiomycetes, Helotiales, Sclerotiniaceae.